UUUUAUGUACCGCCGUCUUGAUGUGACAUGCUUUGUAAAAAUUAAUACAACCCCAUAACCCCGUCCCCAUUGUAUACGAAACCGUCAUUACCUCCAAUUGUGUUUCUAAGCAGGAAACAUUGAGAGCUCGACACCAGAAAAUAAAGAACCAAUUAGAGUGGCGAUCAGCAAAACAUUGUUUACAUUCCACACAGAUUGAGAACAAAAUCAGAGGCGUUUUGUGCAAUGUUAUCAGUUAAACACUGCCUGCCUCCUACUCACAGACCCAUAUUCAUAGUGUAUUAAUCGUGUAAUAGUUUACGAGCCAAGGGGAUGAAAACUAAAACAAAGAUUUCGUUUUGCAGCUUUAACAGAGAACAGCAACGGCAACAACAAUUAAGCGCACAUUUUAAUUGACAUUUUUUUCGUUGUUGAUGUUAGAUUUUGUGCUAAAAAUUAAUCUAAGCGUAACGACACAUCAUUUAUAAAAUAAAAGAUAACGGAGGCUUUUUCAUAUGCAAUUUUGGUUACAGUAUUUUUAAGAAAAGAUAAAGAGGGGUAAAGAAUUUUGUCAAUUACUGCCACCCCAAAUCACGACAAAAACAUUGCCCGCAUCAUUUAAUCGAUAUAAUUUACAAACUAUUCAAUAAGCAUUACCAACACACACACACACACCGUCAGAAGGAAAGUAUAUGCAAUAUUAUCAAAAUGUCAUUGCUGCGUCAGUUUUUUGGUACCUCAUCGAACACAUGGGUCCGAGCCCUCAUCAUAUUCUGUUUAGCCUGGGCUUUUCUCGUCUACAUUUUUGUGACCAAAUUAAAUCCACCAUCUACCGAGGAACCUGAUAACACAUCUAAGCGAAUUAAUCAAGCUCUGCAAUUGCUGGAGGCAUCACGUCAACGAAAUCAGGAAUUACAAGAAAUGAUUGAUACCCUAUUGAACGAUGAUCGCGUGGACAAACAAUCAGCGCAGAGGCUUAUACAAAAAUUGGAAUAUAAUAUAAAGAAUCCCCUGGGCAUAGAAUCAAAACAAGACUCUCCGGUACCAUUUGGGAGUCCAUCGAAUGAACCCACACUGGAGUAUGAACUGCUGCGAAGGAGAAUACAAACAAAUAUUGCAGAAAUAUGGAAUUUCUUUAGCAAUGAAUUGGGAAAGAUUCGCAAACAAGUUGAUCCCAAUAUGAAAGAAGAUAUAAAUAGUGUUUUAAUAAUGGGAGCAGAACACAAACGUUCGCUGCUAAGCGAUAUGGAACGUCUACAUCAAUUGGACGGCUAUGAGGCAUGGCGACAUCAGGAGGCUAAAGAUUUAAGUGAUCUGGUGCAGCGACGUCUUCGUUACUUACAAAAUCCACCCGAUUGCGGGAAGGCCAAGAAAUUGGUGUGCAAAUUGAAUAAAGGCUGUGGCUAUGGGUGUCAACUGCAUCAUGCCGUUUAUUGUUUCAUAGUCGCAUAUGCUACGGAACGUACAUUGAUAUUAAAAUCGAAAGGUUGGCGUUAUCACAAAGGUGGCUGGGAGGAGGUAUUUCAACCGGUAUCUGAUUCUUGCCUUGACAUUGGACCGGCUAGAGCCAACAAUUGGCCGGGUAGGCCGGAAUCGCAAGUUGUUGUAUUGCCUAUUAUUGAUUCGCUAAUGCCAAGACCACCUUAUCUACCACUUGCCAUACCUGAGGAUAUUUCAUUUCGUUUGAAACGUUUGCACAGUGAACCCAUUGUUUGGUGGGUUGGACAGUUUUUGAAAUAUUUACUACGGCCACAGAAGGGAACACAGGAAUUUUUGGAAAAUAGUAUGGCAAAAUUGGGUUGGAAGAAACCUAUUGUUGGAGUUCAUGUUCGACGAACCGAUAAGGUAGGUACAGAGGCGGCUUUUCACAGCAUUGACGAAUACAUGACACAUGUAGAGGAUUACUAUUUGACACAAGAAAUCAACGGUACGAGUAUGACACGACGUAUAUUUUUGGCAUCCGAUGAUGCACGAGUUAUUGACGAGGCACGUAAAAAAUAUCCACAAUACGAGAUAAUUGGCGAUGCCGAGGUGGCACGAAUGGCAGCUGUCUCUACGCGAUACACAGAUACCGGCCUCAAUGGCAUUAUCUUAGACAUACAUCUAUUAUCGAUAUCUGAUUAUUUAGUGUGCACCUUCAGUUCACAAGUGUGCCGGGUGGCAUAUGAAAUAAUGCAGACCCUAUAUCCCGAUGCAGGACAUCGUUUUAAAUCGCUGGACGAUAUUUACUAUUAUGGCGGACAAAAUCAACAUAAUCGACAAGUUGUAAUACCGCACAAGGCUAGAAAUCAUGAUGAAUUGCAUUUGAAACCCGGAGAUUUGGUAGGUGUUGCUGGCAAUCACUGGGAUGGUUUUUCGAAGGGGAAAAAUACGCGCACCAAUCAAGUUGGCCUGUUCCCAUCGUUUAAAGUUGUCGAUAAAGUGGAAACGGCCAAAUUGCCAACUUAUCCGAAUGUGUAAAUAGUCUUCUUUUUAAUUUAUUUAUUUUAGAACACAACAACAAGAAAUUUCAGGUCUAUUUAGGGUUUCCUUUAAGAGACAAACAAAAAGAGCUGUUGCUCGUUUUGUUGUAUUAUUUACUUUCCUUUUUCGAUGUAAAUAAGUAUAUAAUUUUUCGCAAUUGUGUUUUUCGUUUUUGUCUGUGUUUUUUGUUUAUGUCUAUGUAGAUCAUGUUUAAGGCACCAUCAAAUCCAUCCUUGUAACUAUAAUUCCUAUAUUAUAGAGAGUAAUUUGAAAAAAAUUGCUUUAACUUUUCUA
This is a messenger RNA of Musca domestica (house fly), 2736 nucleotides long. RefSeq names its product alpha-(1,6)-fucosyltransferase (gene FucT6). Gene Ontology annotation, biological process: protein N-linked glycosylation. Lineage: Eukaryota; Metazoa; Arthropoda; Insecta; Diptera; Muscidae. The coding region runs from base 688 to 2439 and encodes 583 amino acids. The transcript is spliced from 4 exons. The record is from RefSeq and is a predicted model, not a curated record. Gene Ontology annotation, cellular component: Golgi cisterna membrane. Gene Ontology annotation, molecular function: protein binding; glycoprotein 6-alpha-L-fucosyltransferase activity.